UUCUUCUUUGUAUUUCCGCCUCCCCCGAGAAAACGAAAACCCUAGCUUCAGAGGCAUCUCCACUCACCGAAAAUGGCGGAAGGACUCGUUUUGAAAGGCACCAUGCGUGCACAUACUGACAUGGUGACGGCAAUCGCCACCCCAAUCGAUAACGCAGACAUCAUCGUCUCAGCUUCCCGCGACAAAUCCAUCAUUUUGUGGAAACUCACCAAGGACGACAAAGCCUACGGUGUAGCUCAGAGGCGUCUCACUGGUCACUCUCACUUCGUUGAGGAUGUUGUUCUCUCCUCCGAUGGACAAUUCGCGCUUUCCGGUAGCUGGGACGGCGAGCUCCGUCUUUGGGAUCUCGCUGCUGGUGUCUCCACUCGUAGAUUCGUUGGACACACCAAGGACGUGCUCUCUGUCGCAUUCUCACUCGACAACCGUCAGAUCGUCUCUGCGUCUCGUGACCGUACGAUCAAGCUGUGGAACACUCUUGGUGAGUGCAAGUACACGAUCUCAGAAGGUGGUGAGGGACACCGUGAUUGGGUUAGCUGCGUCAGAUUCAGCCCUAACACUCUCCAGCCGACGAUUGUGUCUGCUUCGUGGGACAAAACCGUGAAAGUUUGGAACCUUUCGAACUGCAAGCUCAGAUCGACUCUUGCUGGUCACACCGGAUACGUGAGCACGGUGGCUGUAUCACCUGAUGGUUCUCUUUGUGCAAGUGGAGGCAAAGACGGUGUUGUUUUGCUUUGGGAUUUGGCUGAGGGAAAGAAGCUUUACUCUCUUGAAGCUAACUCUGUGAUCCAUGCUCUUUGCUUCAGUCCCAAUAGGUACUGGCUCUGUGCUGCAACUGAACAGGGUAUUAAGAUUUGGGACCUGGAGAGCAAGAGCAUCGUUGAGGAUUUGAAGGUUGACCUCAAGGCUGAGGCUGAGAAGUCUGACAACAGUGGUCCUGCUGCCACCAAGAGGAAGGUUAUUUACUGCACAAGUUUGAACUGGAGCGCUGAUGGAAGCACCUUGUUCAGUGGUUAUACCGAUGGAGUCAUCAGAGUUUGGGGUAUUGGUCGUUACUAAUUCAUGAAACCUUACAUCCUUCCCAUUCACAUCCAGAAAUACGCCGGGAAACGAGUGGGAAUCGAUGCAUAUUCAUGGCUACACAAAGGAGCAUACUCAUGUAGUAUGGAGCUGUGUUUAGACACUGAUGGGAAGAAGAAGCUGAGGUACAUUGAUUACUUCAUGCAUAGAGUCAACCUUCUUCAACACUAUGAGAUCAUCCCUGUCGUUGUUCUCGAUGGUGGUAAUAUGCCCUGCAAGGCUGCCACUGGAGAUGAACGUCAUAGGCAACGAAAGGCUAACUUUGACGCUGCAAUGGUGAAGCUUAAGGAAGGGAAUGUCGGAGCAGCAACUGAGCUUUUUCAGAGAGCAGUUAGUGUAACAUCAUCCAUGGCUCAUCAAUUGAUUCAGGUUCUGAAAUCAGAAAACGUCGAAUUUAUUGUAGCUCCCUAUGAGGCUGAUGCUCAGCUAGCAUACCUAUCCAGCCUCGAUCUGGAACAUGGCGGGAUUGCUGCAGUUAUUACCGAGGACAGCGAUUUACUUGCAUAUGGCUGCAAAGCUGUUAUUUUUAAGAUGGACCGCUAUGGUAAAGGAGAGGAACUAAUUCUAGAUAAUGUUUUCCAAGCCGUUGAUCAAAAGCCUUCCUUCCAGAACUUUGAUCAAGAGCUAUUCACUGCAAUGUGCGUAUUAGCGGGCUGUGAUUUUCUCCCAUCGGUUCCUGGUGUUGGCAUUUCAAGAGCUCAUGCAUUCAUCUCCAAGUACCAGAGUGUAGAACGCGUUUUGUCAUUUCUCAAGACAAAAAAGGGCAAACUAGUUCCUGAUGAUUAUUCCAGCUCUUUCACGGAAGCAGUUUCAGUUUUUCAGCAUGCUCGUGUAUAUGACUUUGAUGCUAAGAAGCUCAAGCACUUGAAACCCCUCUCCCAGAACCUCCUGAAUUUACCAGUUGGACAACUUGAGUUCCUGGGACCAGAUCUAUCGCCAUCUGUUGCUGCUGCAGUUGCUGAAGGUAAUAUUGAUCCCAUAACCAUGGAGGCUUUUAACCGCUUCUCGGUUCCUAGGAGACAGUUGCAAAAGCCUGUUCGAUCAUUCAAGGAACAGGAAAAGGAAAGCUCCUUUUUGGUGUGUUCUUCGUCUAAAAGUGAGGAAAGAAUAGAGCUCAAAAGGACUGCAGAUGAAGCUACGAUUGAUCCAGAAGCUACUCUGAAGAAGGCGAUGUACUCUAAACAAGAUUCAGAUCUGCACAAACUGCUUUCGCAGCCUAGUAGGGAUCAGGUGGUUAUCCAGCCCAGCAAUCCCUCACUUAUUCCAGACAACAACCCGUUCAAGAUAAGAAAAACCAAUGAAAUCAAUCUAGAAUUUGCAGAGUACGGUUUGCAAGAACUCGCUGUUUCAUUUGUGACCAUAAGCAAAGCAAUGGACGUGGCUUCUUCUUCACCAAACUCUCACGGACACGAGGAUCGAAAAGAGGGUGUUACAAUCGAUUUGCCCAAGCUUGAAGAUUCUGGAAUCAAACAAGACUAUGCGAAGAACAGAGUGAAGGAAACAUUUGAAACAACAGAAGUAGAUAUAGCUGAAGUUCAAGAUCAUGUGAACAUGACGACAAAGAGAGUGCGUGGAACAAAACCUAGAACCGAGAGUUUCAAAGUGAAAACAAGCUGUAAAAGUUCAGAGAACAAGAAGACUACAAUCAAGAAAAAACACAGUAUAUUAGAUUUCUUUCAUCGAUUGUAAUCUCUUUAAUUUUGGUAUGUAAUCUUUUCUUUAUAACUCUUAAUAUAUGAUUAUUUGGAGA
Messenger RNA from Arabidopsis arenosa, 2827 nucleotides. The record is from the annotation of a GenBank genome assembly. NCBI's taxonomy places the organism in Eukaryota, Viridiplantae, Streptophyta, Magnoliopsida, Brassicales, Brassicaceae.